Molecule: messenger RNA, 9339 nt
Organism: Haplochromis burtoni (Burton's mouthbrooder)
Lineage: Eukaryota; Metazoa; Chordata; Actinopteri; Cichliformes; Cichlidae
Product: glutamate receptor-interacting protein 2
Exons: 24
Coding region: 4336-7593 (1085 amino acids)
Biological process (GO): neurotransmitter receptor transport, endosome to postsynaptic membrane
Molecular function (GO): protein binding
Source: RefSeq, a predicted model, not a curated record
AAGAUUUUGGUCAUACAUUUGGUCAAAUGUGCAUUUAUAAAAUAAAAAUUGGUUUAUUUCUUACAUUCAAAGGAGUAUCACUCGUGGAAGGAAGAGCUAUUUUAUUUUUCCCCGGAAAUGAUAAGAAAUUCUUACCCAAGAGAGCUGGUUUCAUUUUCCCUGGGCAACAUUAUUAUUAUUAUUAUCUUUUUUUUCUUUUUUACCAAACCCUGUCGGUGAAUGGAAUAGAACAAAAGGGGCAAGAUACCUGAAGAGAAGCACUGACCUGCACUUUAAACAGAGGAGGGCAGAACUUAUGGACAGUUAUUACUCUUAUUACAGUGUGAAAUAACCCAAACUGCAGUUACCUGUGGUACCAUGUUUGUUUUAAGACCACCUCCUCUUAAAGACAUCCUGAAUUUAUAAACUCGUAAACCAUUAAAAAUCAUAAAUAUUAUGUUUUUGACACAGGGAGAUUAGACAGGUGAUUCUUGCGUUAAGGUGUCCAAAGAUUUAGAUGAUCUGAAUAUAUGUACAAGUAAUCUUAUGACUGCAAAGAGCAGACUUUUUCAGACUAAUUCAGGCUUUUUUUUUAUUUUUAUGCUGAGCAUAAUGUAAAUGAGAACGGAUGCCCUUUACAUGGUCAACUCUUGCUGUUCAACCUUCUGUUUGUGAGGGAUAACCAAUCAAAUGAGAUUCCAGCUGAAGGGAAAGAAGCCAAUAUGGAUUUUUCAGACAGUGGAUGAACUCAAGUCCAGUGUAACACAAAUAAGGAGUACUUAAAAACCUUCUCUAAUACAGAUGUAAAAGUGAACCUAACGGUUUGUUUAAUAAGGUUUGUUUUUUACAAUUUGAUAUUAUUUAGAACUUGAACAAAAGUCAUGUCAGUGUAGUUUAAAUGGUACCCUAAACAUUUUGUAUUGCUAUUUAGUUUUAUCGUGAGGUGUACUCAUAGGCUUUUCGGGAUUUCUGUUGCUAUAUAUAAGUAAAAGAAGCACACAUAAUUUGUUAAACCUGCUACAGCAAGUUCAUAACAAGCCUUUCUGUAAAGAUUCAUAUGUGUUGCCUAAUCCAAAAUUAAGCUUGAUGACAUUAUCUCUGACUAAAAGCUCUCUCAGCCAUAAAGGACAUUUUUCAAGCCUUCUGUAUAGAAAGGAAGCCAACAGUUACCACCUGACUUGUAUUGGCUGACUGGUUUUGGACCAGUUAACUUGGAGCUUAGAGUCAGUUUGGCAACGUGGAUGAAUAUGUUCUGAUAAAGCCUCGGCUGACACACUCAUGUAAUUACUUAAGUUGUGUCAAUAGAGCAACGACAAUGUAAUCAAAAGGCAUUGCUUGAAUUGGCCUGCUCAGAUUGUGUACUGCUUGAUGAUGUUGAGAGCCGGAUCCCUGCAGAGAAAGUUUCCAUUGCGUUCUGGCAGACAAGCUGUGCCCCACAGCCCUGAGCCCUCUGCCAUCUGUUCCCGUAAAACUGACAUUGCCAGAGAAGCAAAAACACAACAUUUAUUUGGCCAGUCAGCUUGUGGCUGUUAGGAUGUGGAAGUAAGUUACCAAUUAUGAUUGGAAAAAACAAGCAGAAUCUUGGAUCUGAAGCUUUCCUCGUUCCGAAACCAGCACCUGUUUGUGGAGUGUCCUGGAAGACUCACCUUAGAGGACUGGAUGUUCUCCAGAGAGAAAGAGAGGAGAACAUGAGAACAGCAGGGCAGGCAGACACUGCAACGUCUGAGAGAUGGUGAGAGUGUCAGGAAGAGGACAGAAUCUAUUUUUUCCCUUUCACUGCUCAGAAAAUGAACAUGUCAGCAAGGGUCACGUUUGGAAAAGGGCGCCUCACUUCCAAACAGCUCUUCUUCGCCUUCCCUCAGACAGAUUCCCUGAGGAAAGGCAGCCGGUCUGCAGGAGGAAAGAGAAGGAUGUUCUCCUUUUCUCUCAGAUGUCGACUGGGUGUCAUCAGAGGAAGGACAAAAGGUAAAAUCUGACAUUUAAUAUUUAACAAGAUACCCAAGACUUCUAUGGAGUAUCCAGAAUUUAUCUUGUAAUCCCAACAAAAUACUUACGCAAGUUUACCUCUGUAUAUAACCUUCAACACUCUUUAAUUCAUGUACAUUAUGCUGCAGGCCUGUCAAACAUAAAUGUGUGAGCAUGCUUGAGACCUGUGAAACUGAACAUUCGCUUGAAGAAAAUCUUGGAUGAUGAUUCUUAGAGGUGAACAGGAACGCAGGCGUGUGAUGUGUGGGACACGCGUUUCCUCUGGCUCCUUUUCUUCACACUGAUAUGUGCUGGCUGACAAGUGAUUUAGUCAUUUCGCUCCUCACACUUUCACUUGCAGCUGAAGCUGAUAACCAUAAGAUGGCAGUGUGGUCAGUUUGAUCGAUGUUGAGGUUAAGCUCCACGGCCUCCUGUCUGGAAUAUGGUCGUGUGAAGUAAAUGUAGGCACUUUCGUGAGGGUUUCUCUACGUAAAUGGAGAUGGAUCAGCAUCGAACAGCGAAACCAGUCACACACCAAUGUCUGUUGAGAUCACGAAAUAUUUUACACCAGUUUCUUUUCUCUUUUUCAAAUAUUGAAUAUCACACAUCUUUGUUUUUAUGCCAAGGUCACAACAACAAAAAAAAGGGCACUCUUAUACUAAUCAAUACCUUGUCAGUAAUGCUACAGCAAUUAUGUUGAUUUAUCGUCUAGAGCAAAUGUAAAAGAGUCCAUUUUUAUAACAUUGCCAGUCGGUUCCCAGAGGUUUUUAUCAGUCCAACAGACUGCUCCAUCUCCCAAUUCUCUUUAUUCUGGUGGAAAUUAAUUAGUCUCGCUCUGAAAGACUACACUCGCUCACACUGUAAAUGGGGUAUUAAGGACAAAAGUCUCAGAGGAAAUCAUCUACACCAAAGAGUAUUGUGUCCACUGGAACAGCUGACUAAUUAGGCUCCACGCAACAGCGGAUAGAAACAUGGAAAUGUUUGUUUGUAAUCACUUUACACAUGUGGGCAAAAGGCCUCUUUGGAACAAAGGGUCUAAUGUUUUUUAUGAGCUUCUGAAUUUUAUGUAUUUUGGUUUUAUCCCUUUUUUUAAAUCUGCCUCUAAAGUGAUGACAAAAACAAUCUACACUGAACCAAAAACAGAGGCUGAUGAGGUUUCGAGGAGCUGCCAGUGAUGCUGAAGGAGGGGUUUGUUUUGAUAGUGGUUGCAGCGCGGGUCAGGAAGUGGCAGGCGUGAGGCUUUUGUGCGUGACAAAUGCCCAGACAGGUGCAGUGAUGGGCCCUCCGUGUUUGGGUGGAGGGCCCCUGAAGGAUUAGCAAAGGGUCCUUUAACCCCUCAGAGGGUGAAACAUGAGAUGUCAGGCCUCAGAGGAAACACAUUUCACAGUUUCAUUAAGCUGCUCAGAUUUAACGUGUUCCUAUUUUACUGCCGUUUGAAUAUAUUUCACUUAUUAUCACGAUUGCAGUUUGAAUGUCGACUGUGCUUGACGACUGCAUAAUAUUUAGAAGCAGCAACAACUGCAAGAUGUACAGGCAGCUGUUCUUCACAGGAAUUUAACAUAUGCUUCCUCCAAUAUGCUGCGAGAAAAAGAGAGAAGAUAAGAGCACUGUGUAGACACAAGCUCUGUAAAACGGUUUUGUCUCCAUGUGAGAAAAACGUGACACUGUCUGACAAUGAAUGUGCAGGUGGUGUUAAUUGUUCCGAGAGUUGAGUGUGUGGGGUGUGCGCAGUUUUGUCGUGUCUAAUCUGAACGUGUGUACUCUAUGUGUGUGCUGAGGAUGUGUUUGACUUGGUGGGAAGUGGAUAAAGAGUCUGUAUGUGUGUGUGGGGGUUGGCAAAGGGGAGGGAGUGACUAUCGUGUGUGCCUGCUUCACUGAACCCCUCUGGCAGAGAGGGAGACAGAGAGGGGAGAGCAAACGCUGUAGCUCUGUAUGAGAGGGCUGUGUGUGAGCUCAUGUGAGUGUAUGAAGAGGGCAUGAUAAAUCCUCUGGAAAAAAGACGAGCGAUUAGUAAGAAUAGCGCAAAAAAACGGGACAACAGCGAAAUGGCAAGAAAAGGACACGAACCAUUUCUCUCCCUGCUUUGGAUUUUAUAGAAGGAGCACAGCUUGGCAGAUAGUAGUUUUAGAUGUAUGUGAGCAUUGAGAAUAAUCAUUUAGGAAGGUAGUGAGGAUCAAAAUUUGCCCUUUGGAGCUCCAGACCUUCCUGGAUAGUGUCAAAAUUUAAGGACAUGCUGGAGUUGAUGCACAGGAAUGAAGGAAGAAAGAUGUUUUUUCUAAGCAGCUGAGAUCUGGUCUCUUGGGUCGCCUAUUUUCACCACAGCUCUCUGCCCACUACUAAAGAUCAGCAAGGUUACUUCCAGAGGGUGGCUCCGCUGAUUUAACUCCAGCCAUGCUCUGUGGUCUGAGGAGAGACACCAAGAACAGCAUUGAUGAAGGACCAUACUCAAAGGGAAGCAAAGAGUCCGGGGCAACUGACCAAUCACAUUCGUCUCGGAGGCGCAGCCUUUCAGCAGAAGAGUAUCGAGGAGUGACCACCGUGGAUCUGAUGAAAAGGGAAGGCAGCAGCCUUGGCCUCACCAUCUCCGGAGGGUCUGAUAAGGAUGGCAAGCCCAGAGUGUCAAACCUACGGCCAGGUGGGCUAGCUGCCAGGAGUGACCAGCUGAAUGUAGGAGACUACAUCAAGUCAGUGAAUGGCAUCAAUCUGUCAAAGCUUCGUCACGAUGAGAUUAUCAGCCUGCUGAAGAACAUUGGGGAGCGAGUUGUGCUGGAAGUGGAGUAUGAACUGCCUCCAUUUGUCCAGAACCCCUCAGGAGUCAUAACCAAAAGCAUCGAGGUGUGUUUACACAAGGAGGGCAACAGUUUUGGUUUUGUCAUGAGAGGAGGCUUCCAUGAAGACUGGCGCAGAUCUCGUCCUCUGGUGGUGACCAGCGUCAGGCCUGGAGGUCCGGCUGAUAGAGAGGGCACUAUUAAGGCUGGAGACCGAGUAUUGAGCAUAGAUGGGAUGCCUCUGAGCCGGGAGAGGCAUGCUGACGCUUUGACCAUGUUAAUGCAGAGCGGCCAGGAAGCUCUGUUCCUGAUUGAGUAUGACGUCUCUGUCAUGGAGGCAGUGCAGCAAGCCUCAGGCCCUCUGCUGGUGGAGAUAGUGAAAGGCCCCUCUGCCAGCCUGGGGAUCAGCCUCGCCACGGCAGUCUACAGGAACAAACAAGUUAUUAUUAUCGACAAGAUAAAAGCAGCCAGUGUGGUGGAAAGGUGUGGAGCGCUGCAUGUAAGUGACAUCCUCCUGUCCAUAGACGGGACCAGCACAGAGCACUGCUCUCUGAUGGAAGCAGCACAGCUCCUCGCCAGCACUUCUGACAUUGUCAAACUGGAGAUUCUUCCAGCAAGCCAGAGCAGACUUCCCAUCAGGCCGUAUGACACAGUAAAAGUGCAGAAAAGCAACCAUCAUCACUGGGACCAAAGCGGCAACUACUGCCAUCCCCCACAUGCCAGCCACAGCAAGACAUGGAGCAGCCCAAGCCACCCACACAACCAGCAGGACCACUGCAAAUCUCUGGUGAGUGGUGGCUUCUCCCCUUCCUCCACAGCCACCUCAGGCUUCAGCAGCCAGGGUAGCAACACGCUACCCUGCCCCAUCCUUCCCAUCACUCCCACCAGCCCUCGGAGCUCCACCGGCAAGAGGAGGAACAGAAAGAAGGACCACAAGAGCUCAUUAUCUUUGGCAUCGAGCUCUGUCGGCCCGGGGGGACAGGUUUUUCAUGUGGAAACGAGCGAGGUCAUCCUGAGGGGGGAUCCACUCACAGGUUUUGGGAUCCAGCUGCAGGGAGGUGUCUUUGCCACAGAAACCCUAUCCGCUCCCCCGGUCAUCCGCUUUAUUGAGCCCGACAGCCCAGCUGAGAGGUGUGGGCUGCUGCAGGUUGGCGACAGAUUGUUGUUCAUUAAUGGGAUCCCAACUGAAGAUGGCACUUUGGAGGAAGCUCAUCAGCUGCUCAGAGACUCUGCUCUGGCUAACAAGGUCACACUGGAGAUCGAGUUCGAUGUUGCAGAGUCGGUGGUUCCCAGCAGCGGCACUUUCCAUGUUAAACUCCCCAAACGGCGAGGGAUGGAGCUGGGCAUCACCAUCAGUGCGAGUAAAAAACCUGGCAAGCCCCUCAUCAUCUCUGACAUCAGAAAAGGAAGCAUUGCGCACAGAACAGGCACUCUGGAGCCCGGAGACCGGCUGCUGGCCAUCGACUCGGUGCGUCUGGAGAACUGCACAAUGGAAGACGCGAUGCAUGUCUUGGAACAAGCAGAAGAUAUGGUCAAACUCCGAAUCCAGAAAGAUGAGGACAACAUUGAUGAGUUGGAAAUGUCAGGCUCCAUAAUCUACACAGUGGAGUUGAAGAGAUAUAACGGACCACUGGGCAUCACUAUUUCUGGCACAGAGGAGCCCUUUGAUCCCAUCGUCAUUUCUGGCCUCACCAAGAAAGGCCUGGCUGAGAGGACUGGAGCCAUCCAUAUAGGGGACAGAGUCCUAGCCAUCAAUGGUGUCAGCCUGAAAGGAAAGCCACUGAGUGAGGCCAUUCAUCUCCUGCAGAUGGCCGGGGAGUCAGUCACCCUCAAGAUCAAGAAACAAGCUGAUCAGUCUGACGGCCGGCGGCCUUUAGAAAGAGAAGCUGCGUUUUUGAGCGACACAGAGGAUGAUCUGACAGACUCCCAGAAGACCAGUAAACACUCAGAGCUCUACUCUGCCACUAUACCCAGUAUAGACUCUGCCAUGAGCUCCUGGGAUAGCUCGGGGUUUGAUGCAGGCUACAGUAGCCAAGGGACAUAUCUUCACAAAGGAUCCGAUAUACUGCUCAACCCAAAUGAGUGGAGGCGCACAAAGCACAGGAGCCAAACCACUUCCAGUUCUGCAGGCCUAGUCCACCACACCUCAUUGUAUGAUGGGAGAUUCACAGAGGAUGAGUGGGACAAGAUACCUGGAUUUGUCAGCCCCCCUCGUUGCCAUGGCACCCUGAACCAGGAAGACAGCUUCUGGUCCCAGGCUCUGCAGGACCUCGAGACCUGCGGCCAGUCAGAGAUUCUCAGGGAGCUGGAGGCAUCCAUGACGGGUAGCGCUCUUAGUCUGUACCUAGAUGAGACCAAAACAAAUGAAGACUCAGUGUUUCCCUCUGAAAUAAGUCCAAUCAAGAGGGAAGGAAGCCAUGGAGAAACUAUAAACAAAAGCAAACUGAACAUGUCAACUGGAGCCGGAGAUGUUUCAUCCAGGGUCAAAGGCGACAACUCUGAAAAUUUGCUCCCUACAGCUCUGGCACUGCACAAGGUGACUAUAAGAAAGGAUCGCGAAAGCUGUGACUUUGGUUUCAGUGUGUCAGACGGGCUGCUGGAAAAGGGUGUCUACGUGAAUAUGAUCCGGCCUGAUGGCCCAGCUGACCAAGCAGGGUUGAAACCUUUUGACCGCAUUCUUCAGGUGAACCGUGUAAGGACCAGGGACUUGGACUGUUGUCUAACUGUGCCCUUAAUUAUGGAGGCCGGAGACAGCCUGGAAUUGGUCAUUAGCAGGAAUCCACUGGCAGCAGCAGACGCAGAGCUGCCAAACGACUGUGACGACCCCUCAAACUCACUGUUCUGCUUCCCCAACCACGGGAACAACAUAGUUGCCCUCUGACCACAAAGAGAGAUUCUAACUCUGCAGUGUAGGGGACCUCUCUUAAACACACACAUCACGUGGUUAAACCCGUCACAUUGUACCUCUCAGACACACCUUCACACUCAUUUUCAGCACUCAGUGCGCAUCCACAGAUUCGACCACUUUCUUCCCCUGAAAGCAUCGCUCUCUGUCUCACAAAGUCACAAGUGCAUGUGUUCACAAUUGCCAGUUUUAGUCACUGUGUUCACAUGAUGCAGUUCAGGGGAGGCUCUGGCUUAAGGGCAGACUCCCCCACCCAUUCCACCUCCACAGGCAAAGCCACAUGCAGGCUUAUAUAACAGGGGAGUCAUAGUGUCUGACGGAGCCAGGAUGUCAAAUACACAAGCCUCGGUUCUAGAGAGGCUCGAAUGCUCAUUGCAUUCACUGCACAAGUUACCGUUUUCUUUAAUAGGUUUUCUCAUUCAAGGACCAAAAACCUAGCUCUGUAUUUCAUUUACACAUUUGCAAAUAGAAGCCCCAAAUGCAGUAUUUCAUGUGCAUGUAAAACAGUCAUACAGAGACACAAAGGUGCGAGUAGGCUCGAGAUUCAAGGAAUGUUGCACCUAUUUGAGUUAUUUCACCCAUGACUUGGCUCACUGCCCUCGUUUCCAGUCUCUACUCCACACUGCCUGCCCUAGAGAUGGGACAGUGCCUCCAAAUAGACAAAUGCUGUCUGAUACUUGUGAGUAUCAUUAGCCACAUUUUAAAUUCCCUUAUGUUAAUGUCACAAAUUCAUAGAAAGGCACUUAAUUCUUAGUUUUUAGUAAUUUCAUUGCUUCUGAAUCACCCUAGAUAUCAUGCUUUAUUUUUGUUUUGUUUUUCCUGUUGACAGAUUUUCAGUUUCACAACAUUUGCAUUUUUCUUUUUUAUUUGUGGCACCACAUUUGCACCAUUCCACUUUUAAGAGUUCCUAUGUUCACAUUUUUCACAUUACUGUAUGACUUUGCAUGUGGCAUUGCACCAGAAUGACUUGGGCACUGAUGCUUCCUCAAGUGAAUUACACCUUUUCCAAAAAGGAGGAUGAAAAGUGUUUCAUUCAUCUCACACAGCUGGCUAUCAGGUUAUUUUUCUCUGAAGUUCCUACCAAUAUGUGUAAGCAUGUUAAGCAUGCAUAUGACUUGUUCGGUGAGUAAGUCACUCCAUAAUACGUAUUGGAGUGUUAUCAGUUUCCUUCAGCAGGAUCAUGAGCGCUUAUCAACAUGACACUGUUUUUAUAAAAGCCUCUGAAGGAAAUGUGACCUGCUGAUUAAGCAGACUGCCUGGAAACAAGCAUUUGUUUCAUUGGGUGUGUUUGGCUCAUGUGAACGUGUUUUGAGUUGGUCUGUAGGUUUCUCAUAACGGGAAAUUGCAUCAGAGUCAUCUGUGAGGCUGUAACCUCUUAAUUUAAAUUAAAUGUCAUAUUUUUACAGUGGCCUGUUUUUAAGGUUUUACAGUAAUUUAUGCGUUGCCCCUUUUAUUAUAGCGUAAAAUGUCAUGUAUGCAGUGCUUUAUUUUUAUUGACAUGCACAUCGCAUGGUGUCUUGAUGUAAGCUGUGAUGCUGAAUGUGAUUUUUUUUUUUUAAUUUUUUUUUUUUUUUUUUAUAAAACAUCUACAUCCUCCCCAAAUAUGUCAGGUAUCAUUUCACAAGAACUUGAAAAAUGUAUUGGAUAUUUUAUUUUUGUUUAAUUUAUUAAGUAAGAAAUGUAUUUCUUUUUAUGACAAUAAAGUUAUGAGAUUACAGUUGA